AUGGAUUCUCACACUCAAUGUGAGUCUGAAGUUGAAGAGGGAUAUGAGGAGGAGUCUGAUUCUGAAGUUGGUGGUUUGGCUAUGGCUUCUGCAUUCGUUUCCUCAUUUGUCUUUGACCCCGAAUGUAAUGGCCUCCUCAUCAACACCAAAGUGAGUGACGAUGACAAUCCUCCAGCCUACUUCUGCAUGGCAAAAGGCUUCAAGCCACCGCUCGGCGCUCUCCCCCGCACCGCCGGAUCGGCCCAUCCCCGCCAGUUCCGCCGCUCGCACCCGUCAGCGCCGCCACGUGCCAGCACGCCCCGCUGUCCCCGCCACCGCCGGCGCUGUCCGAUCCCCCACUCUGGCGAGCCUGCCGCACUUCCCUGCUUACUCUUCGUAAGCAACGCCGGGCGCUCGUAUCUGGUAACUGCGGCAUCCCAGCUAGCCUCUCACGCCGCUUUCGGUGUCCGCCCUCCUCUGCAGGAACCCGAAUCGCUGGCGACGCGGCGGCCGCAGCUCUCGCGGGAGGAAGAGCGGUGCGUACUCCUCGUGCUCUCCCGGGUAAAUAAGGCAAUUCGAGGAUGGGACCACGACAAGGUGGACGAUGGGAAGCAAGGGUGCGCAUCGGAUCAGUACUACAAUGACUCUGAACUGAAAGAUGAAUUCAUUUGCAUGUCCAUUUAUCAUAUUCAGAAGUUACAUUGGGAUCCUGGUUACCAAUUCAAUGCGGGGAAAGUUGUAAGCCUUGUCACGGAUGACCGACAUAGUUUGAGUAAAGAUUCUGCACAGUUUGGAAUUGUGUUAGGCAAUCUCCUCCAGCUCUUGUGCUCUUUAGUUGAGCAAAGUUACAUGGAAGACAUGGACCGACGAGAUGUAUUUGUGAAACUUGCAGAUGUCAUUCCUAGAUUAGCAACUUACUUACAAGAGCAACAACAUAUCCCAAAAAGUCUCUCUCAGUAUUCAAAGCACAAAAUAUUGUUGUUAAUGAUAAGGCUUAAGCCUCACAUACACCAGAACUGCUCACAUAUUGUUUGUUUGCUGAAAUUACUUCGACACCACUUUGAGAGUCUACUCCAUGAACCUAUGUUCCAACAUAGCACUAAACUGGAGAAUUGUUUAGAAGGAUCCCCAUUUUUGUUGAGUGGUGUAGGUUUGGGCGAGCUUCAGGAUAAAUCUACCCGACACUUACAAAGACAGGCUAUGUAUUUGUUUCUUAGUUGUUCGAUAUUCUUGGCUUGCAGUGGAAAUGAUAGUAGACUGAAUUGUUCAUGUAAGAGCGACCACAAAGGGCAAAGCUGCACUGAUAAUUGCAACUAUUUUGGCUUGUCAGAAAUAUCGGUUUGGUUUAAGAGAUGUUGCUUAGACGAGAUUUUGGACUCAAAAUCAUCAACAGACAUUGUUUUACGCUUUCUGCAGUUAUAUAUGGAGGAGGACGAUAUGUUAUUCAUCAUUCUCUUGCAGCUUUUGGAUGCUCCACUUAUUUCGUUGGCAAUAGAUAAGAUGGAAACUAAAUGGACGUCUGAACUGAUUGGUGCCAAACUGUUCUCCACCAUUUUUGACCCACUUUAUAUUUUUCAUCAAUGGCUUUCAUUGCUGACUUCAUACUGUCAUGGUUUCUUGGUGUUGUGUUAUCAAAGAUGUAGAAACAAACUUCCAGUAGUUUAUGCACUACACUAUGACGUCGCCGAGGAGGAUCACAGGCAAGGACAGCGGUGCGGGGAGGCGGCCUCGCGGAAGAGCGCGGCGUGGAGCGCGGCCCUCGAGGAGGCCAUGGCCGGCGUCUCGGAGCACGGCGAGGGCCGCGUCAGGUACCUGGUGGACACGUUCGAGAGGCUCCUGUCUCUCUCCUGCGGCGACCGCGAGACGCGGAGCGGAGGCGGCGCGGGGAGGAGGAGGAGGAAGAAGGAGUCGGCCUCGGUGCUGUCGUCGCCGCAGAAGGCCGAGGAGAUCGACAUGGCGUCGUACCCCUCCGUCGCGUCGUCGUCCGACCUCUCCUACUGCAUCGUCGGCCUCCCCCAUCACAAUCACCGAAGACAUUCUUAA
This is a messenger RNA of Hordeum vulgare subsp. vulgare (domesticated barley), 2022 nucleotides long. RefSeq lists its product as uncharacterized. The coding region runs from base 1 to 2022 and encodes 673 amino acids. The record is from RefSeq and is a predicted model, not a curated record. The transcript is spliced from 9 exons. NCBI's taxonomy places the organism in Eukaryota, Viridiplantae, Streptophyta, Magnoliopsida, Poales, Poaceae.